This is a messenger RNA of Oncorhynchus kisutch (coho salmon), 5766 nucleotides long. RefSeq names its product mitogen-activated protein kinase 14A. The coding region runs from base 650 to 1735 and encodes 361 amino acids. The record is from RefSeq and is a predicted model, not a curated record. The transcript is spliced from 12 exons. Gene Ontology annotation, molecular function: MAP kinase activity; ATP binding. NCBI's taxonomy places the organism in Eukaryota, Metazoa, Chordata, Actinopteri, Salmoniformes, Salmonidae. Gene Ontology annotation, biological process: protein phosphorylation.
CAUGCGCAGAAACACGUUAACGUCUAACGGUCUCGCGCCGAACUACGCAUGUGCAGGCCGUCAAAUCAACGGCACUUUUUUCCAUACAAAAAUUAUGUGUCAGUUUAUAACUUUCAGAGGUCGGAGUAAUAAAAUGCUCCACUACUUAAGGCAUUGGCUCGAAUCUAGGUUGUGCCUUUAGAUUUUGAGAAAAUUAACAACUAAGGAAUCAUUUUUCACUUCUCAAACCCCAAACUAGUCCGCUUGGUUUGUUUCAUAAGCGUUCCCGGAAGUCUCGUAAUGUUGAGCCUCUGGGGUUAGAAACUCCGUGGUUUGUCCUUUGAGCGACUAGAAGGAUUUGGAUCUCAUUUCGCGACAUUUUGUUGUUGCAGCAUAGGAGCACGGGCGCGCUGGGUAUGUAACACAGUGAAAUCCCGGGAGCCUGAACGCACAUCGGAGUAGAAACGCUUUCUCACCGUAAUUUAAAUAAUUGUGCACGAACGAACAUUACAUCCAGCAUCUACUGAAGUUGAUAGAGUUCCCGAGCGUUUUCUUAAACAAGCUAGUACAGUAGUUAGCGAACUCACGUUAGUUGCACGAGUCUAGUUGACACCUUUAACCAACAAAAAGCAGAAGUCACAACUUGCAGUUUGAGGGUUGUUCUGCAGGAAUGUCGCUGAAAGAAAGACCCACGUUUUAUCGGCAGGAGGUGAACAAGACGAUUUGGGAGGUACCAGAACGCUACCAGACGUUGUCUCCAGUCGGGUCCGGGGCCUACGGAUCAGUUUGCUCGUCUUAUGAUGAGAAGACCGGUCUGAAGAUCGCAGUGAAGAAGCUCUCCCGGCCAUUCCAGUCCAUUAUCCACGCCAAGAGGACCUACAGAGAGCUACGUCUGCUCAAGCACAUGAAACAUGAGAACGUGAUCGGCCUUCUAGAUGUCUUCACACCUGCUACUAGUCUGGAGGAGUUCAAUGACGUGUACCUGGUGACCCACCUGAUGGGGGCAGACCUCAACAACAUAGUCAAGUGUCAGAAACUCACAGACGAUCACGUGCAGUUCCUCAUAUACCAGAUCCUCCGGGGAUUAAAGUAUAUCCACUCAGCAGAUAUCAUUCACAGAGACCUGAAACCCAGCAACUUGGCUGUGAAUGAGGACUGUGAGCUGAAGAUCCUGGACUUUGGGCUGGCGCGGCACACUGACGACGAGAUGACGGGUUACGUUGCCACACGCUGGUACCGGGCACCAGAGAUCAUGCUGAACUGGAUGCACUACAACAUGACAGUGGAUAUUUGGUCUGUGGGAUGCAUCAUGGCUGAACUCCUCACUGGCAGAACGCUGUUUCCCGGUACUGACCACAUUGAUCAGUUGAAGCUAAUAAUGCUGCUCGUCGGGAUGCCAGAGCCUGAGCUCUUGAUGAAAAUCUCUUCAGAGUCUGCCAGGAACUACAUCAACUCCUUGCCACAGAUGCCCAAGAGGAAUUUUUCUGACGUGUUCAUCGGUGCCAACCCACAAGCUGUGGACCUGCUGGAGAAGAUGUUGGUUCUGGACACAGAUAAGAGGAUAACGGCAGCCGAGGCUCUGGCCCACCCCUACUUCUCCCAGUACCACGACCCUGAUGACGAGCCUGAGGCUGACCCCUACGACCAGAGCUUUGAGAGCCGUGAGCUGGAGAUCGAGGAAUGGAAACGGUUGACCUAUGAGGCGGUGUGCGAUUUUGAGCCACCUAUCUUUGAUGGAGACAACAUGGAAUCGUGAUUGGAUGAUGUGAUUUCUACAAGCCCCUCCCCCUCAGCCCCUACAACUUUAUAUCACUGAGGUUCCCGCUUAUCAUACGACCUUUGGGAAAACAAUAUCAUCCGAGUGCCUACAAACAUUUGUCUUUUGUUAUAUUUCUUAAGCUGGCGCUCUCUCUCCCCCCAUUCUGACUUGUAAAUGUGUUGCAAGGGAAAAAUAACUAAAAUGGCCUGGUCCCAGAUCUGUGUUGUGGCAUGACACGGCCAUGGGAGUUGGCUAUUCAGCACAAACAGAUCUUGGAACAUGCAAAAACUAAAAUGUAGGAAAGGAGAUUUUCAAGGACUGAAUAUCUGUAUUUACUACAAUUGUUUCUGCCUUGAAAAUACAGAGGCAAGCAACAACCAACCACUAAUACCAUUAUUUGUCCAUUGCUGGAAAAUGUCAUGCUUCUGUUAUUAUUCUGUCUAUAUGUAUGUUUUAAAUGGCACCCUAUUUACUAUAUAGGAAAUAGGGUGCCAUUUGGGAUGAAACCUAUAUUUCAACUACACUGAUCAAAAAUAUAAAUGCAACAUACAACAAUUUGAAAGAUUUUACUGAGUUACAGAUCAUAUAAGGAAAUCAGUCAAUUGAAAUUAACUCGUUAGGCCCUUAUCUAUGGAUUUGGCAUGACUGGGAAUACAGAUAUGCAUUUGUUAGUCACUUACUUUUGUAUAUAUAGUGUAUGCGGACACACCCGUUGCUGACAGGUGUAUAAAAUCAAGCACACUGCCAUGCAAUCUCCAUAGACAAACAUGGACAGUAGAAUGGCUUUAGUGAAGGGCUCUGACUUUCAUCGUGGCACUGUCAUAGGACGGUGCCGCCUUUCCAACAAGUCAGUUAGUAAAAUUUCUGCCCUACUAGAGCAUCUCCGGUACAACUGUAGUGGCUGUUAUUGUGAAGUGGAAAUGUCUAGGAGCAACAACGGCUCAGCCGCGAAGUGGUAGGCCACACAAGCUCACAGAAUGGGACCGCUAAGUGCUGUAGUGUGUAAAAAAACAUCUGUCCUUGGUUGCAGGACAGAUGAGUUCCAAACUGAGUUUGGAAGCAAUGUCCGCACAAGAACUGGAUGGAAGCAUAUCCCCGCAGAAAUGCUCCAACAUCUAGUGGAAAGCCUUCCCAGAAGAGGGAAGGCUGUUAUAGCAGCAAAGGGGGGACCAACUCCAUAUUAAUGGCCAUGAUUUUAGAAUGAUAUUGUGUCCACAUACCUUUGGUAAUGUAGUGUAGGGGCGUGGGUCAGAACCAGUCAGUAUCCGGUGUGACCUCCCUUUGCCUGCAGUGCGAACACAUCUCCUUCGCAUAGAAUUGAUCACGUUCUUGAUUUUGGCCUGUGAAAUAUUGUCUCACUCAAUGGUUGUGCGAAGUUGCUUGAUAUUGGCGGGAACUGGAACACGCUGUCCAUACACGUUAUUUCAGAGCAUACCUAACAUGCUCAAUGGGUGACAUGUUUGAGUAUGCAGGCCAUGGAAGAAAGGAGACAUUUUCAGCCUCCAGGAAUUGUGUACAGAUCCUUGUGGCAUGGGGUCGUGCAUUAUGCUGAAACGAGGUGAUGGCGGCAGAUGAAUGGCACGACAAUGGGCCAGAUCAUCAUCACGGUAUCUCUGCAUUCCAAUUGCCAUUGAUAAAAUGCUAUUGGGUUUGUUGUCCGUAGUUUAUGCCUGCCCAUACCAUAACCCCACCGGCACCAUGGGACACUUGUUCACAACGUUGACAUCAGCAAACCGCUCGCCCACACUAUGCCAUCAUGUCGUCUGCGGUUGUGAGGCGGGUUGGACGCACUGCCAAAUUCUCUAAAACGAAGGAGUGGCUUAUGGUAGAGAAAUUAACAUUCAAUUCUCUGGCAACAGCUCUGGUGGACAUUCCUGCAGUCAUCAUGCCAAUUGCACGCUCCCUCAACUUGAGACAUCUGUGUCAAUGUGUUGUGACAAAGCGGCAUAUUUUAGAGAGUGGCCUUUUGUCUCCAGCACAUGUGUAAUGAUCAUGCGGUUUAGUCAACUUCUCUAUAUGCCACACCUGUCAGGUGGAUGGAUUAUCUUGACAAAGGAGAAAUGCUCACUACCAGGGAUAUAAACUAAUUUGUUCACACAAUUUGAGAGAAAUAUGCCUUUUGUGCGUAUGGAACAUUUGGGUAAUCUUUUUCAGCUCAUGAAACAUGGACCAACACUUUUUACAUGUUGCAUUCAUAUUUUAGUUCAGUGUAGUUUUUUUAUAUUCCUCCUUCAGAAGUUUUUGAUAUUAUUUUGAGACUUCUAUGGCUUAUCACUGUGACAUUCAAAAGAAAUGAGAUGCUGAAUUAAACGUCCGGAAAAAAUAUAGCUGUGUACUAUAUGAUUGAAUCAUUUAAUAGUGUAUAUCAAUUGAAAUGUGGAAUACAGACUGUCAGUCUCGCAAUGCCAAUCGCAGCAUUAGUGUCACAGAUUUACAGGCGCUUCAGAAAUCAGCUUUACUGUAUCAGACAGGCUGGGUCUCAAAUGGCACCUUAAUACCUAAUAUAGUGUAGGACUUUUAGUUUUAUUUAACCAGGUAUGUUGACUGAGAACACAUUCUCAUUUACAGCAACAACCUGGGGAAAAGUUUCAAGGGGAUGAAUGCGCAAACUGGAAAUAGUUGGUGACCAUGAUGGUAAGAGUGCCAGAUUGGGAAUUUAGCCAGGACACCGGGGUUAACACUCUUACCAUAAGUGCCAUUGGAUCUUUAGUGUCCACAGAGUCAGGACACCUGUUCAAAUCAGUUCCAAAAGAUGACACCUUACUCAGGGUAAUGUCCCUAGUCACACACACUAUUUUUAGACCAAAGGAAAGAGUGCCUCCUACUGGCCCUCCAACACCACUUGGUCUUCCAUUCAGGGACCGAUCAGGACCAAACCUGCUUAGCUCUAGAGUCAAUCUAGCAGUGGGAUGCAGGGUGUUAUGCUGCAGGACACAAGGUUUUGGUCAAAAGUAGUGCGCUAUAUAGUGAACAGGGUGCCAUUUGAGACUCAGCUAGGGAGUUCUUCUAUUAUUCAACGUUGUUAUGAGCUUUAGGAAAUGUUUUAGCUGUGAGGAAAAAUUGCUUUAGAUCUACCACAUUGCAGAUGAAUCUCCAUCCCCCACGCCCUAUAGUCUUACAACUCUUCAGUCAGUGCGACAUUUGGUUAAAUGCCAGCAGCCAGACCAUAAGAUGUUUACUACCAUUUUUAGUGCUCAAACCCUAAAAUCAUUAUUCAGUUAAUUUAAUGCCCAAAUGAUUCAAUUCACUAUUUUUGUUAAAUUUUUGAAUUUUAAAGUGGCUUCCUCAUGUCCUUUCUGCACUGAGGUGAAGGAGCUAUGUAGAUGAAAGCGAAAGCCUGGUAUGGGUCCACCAUAUUGCUUUCUCCUGUUCUCAAAACAGAACAGUACAGACAGAUGAGCGAAGUUACUGUUGGUCAUUGAUGUAGCCUCAGUCUGCCUAAAUAAAAUGGCCCUGGAAAUCUAGCCUGUUGAACCAGAUUGAUUGCUGGACUCCAUUGAACACAGAAUUCAGUCUGGUUUAACCAGGCUAAGGAUUCUGAAUACCACUUUAAAUAUUUACACUUUGAAACCAGAUGGAGUUCCUUUGAGCCACUGUAGGUCAUUUAAUGUGCCAAAUAAUGUGGCAUUAAUUAAACCAGGAAAAGGUGUUUGUGGGUACAAAAUCUAUGUACAUAUCUGUUCUAUUUUAAUUUUUAAUCUUCAUUACUUAUUUUCUGUGGUUUGUGGUUGAAUUGAAUUCACUAAAUCUUCAUUAUCAGCAUGUUCAUCAUUUUACAUGAGUGAUUUUUGAAUACGUGUGUGUUUACAGGAGUUUGAAGUGUCAUGCUUAAAGCCACAAAAGAUAAAUAUUAAAUAAAUUAGGGAACUUCUUAGAUAUAUUUAUACUUUGUUGUGGUAUUUAUAAACUGGAGAGGGAUACUGUUUAUUUCAGCCAAGCCCCAUAGAAUACGUAUCUAACAGUCUUAACAGCAAAGCAACUAUUAGAAUCAUUAAUGCCUUUGUUAAUAAAGACAGUAUUUUUCAGAG